Messenger RNA from Fusarium poae, 654 nucleotides. RefSeq lists its product as uncharacterized. Gene Ontology annotation, molecular function: oxidoreductase activity. The transcript has a single exon. The record is from RefSeq and is a predicted model, not a curated record. NCBI's taxonomy places the organism in Eukaryota, Fungi, Ascomycota, Sordariomycetes, Hypocreales, Nectriaceae. The coding region runs from base 1 to 654 and encodes 217 amino acids.
AUGCCUACAAUCUCUAUAAACGUCAUCUCCGACCCUGUCUGCCCCUGGUGCUUUAUCGGUGCCCUACGUCUCUCUCGCGCCAUAACUCUUUAUCUUAAAACCGUCUGCUCUAACGACACGAUUUGCACGAAGUGGCACGCCUACCAACUCGACGCUGACACACAUACUCAACCUCUUGUGUCCAAAAUAGCUUCCAAAUGGGGUGUUGAUCAAGUCCCCGUCGUAAAGGCCCGCCUCAAUGGCAUUGCGAAGAGAGAAGGGCUCGAGUUCAACUUUGACUCGACAAUUGGGAACACAAGAGAUGCGCAUCGGUUGGAGAAGUUGGGAAGGAAGGUCGGGUUGGAGAUGGAGAUUGCGAUGGAGAUUAUGAGAAUGUACUUUCUGCGAGGAGGGGACAUAACAAGCAAGGAUGACUUGGCUGGCGCGGCCGAAAGGGCUGGUGUUAGUAAGACUGAGGCGAGGGAAUGGUUAGAAAGUGAUGACGGAGGUAAAGAAGUUGAUACCGAGGUUGCUGAGAUGCGGAGACUUGGUAUUAGAGGUGUUCCGCGAUACAUCAUCAAUGAUAAGUUCACAAUAGAUGGAGCAGAGGAUGUGGGAGAAAUUCUGGAAAAACUGGUUUUGGCGCGGGAAGAGGCUCUCGCAACAGACAUGUAA